AUGGACCUGGACAGUGAUGCAGAGGAAGAUGCAAGGCCAAAUGCAUGUGGUGACCAGCCAGUAGAGUGGACAGCAGAGGACGACGAUGCAUGGGAAGCGGAAACUGAACGUGACUACUAUGCGGCGUUGGAAUUGACCCGUGGGUCACACAUCUCUACAAGCCGUGUGCGGGCUGCGUACCACAAGUUGGCGCGGAAAUGGCACCCAUACUUAGGUUGCCCGGACGAGGCUGAUGGUGAGUCUAAGAUCGACAACCAUGCAGUUCUGCGGCGGUUCUGGGCCAUUUCCGAGGCCUACUUGGUCUUGACUGACUCGGAAAGGCGUCGCAUCUAUGAUGAAUGUGGCUUCCAAAGCCUUAAGCAGAGCGAGUCUUGUUAUGCGGAAUCGGUUUUUGAGAAGGAUGCUUUUCAAAUCUACGAAGACUUUUUCAAUGGCUCCGAUCCGGAGGCCCGUGACUUUCUGUUGAUGAACGGUGGGAUGGCAGGCAGCAGCAGUGAAUCGGAGGAAAGCUGGGAGGCAGACGUAGCCCUACCUAUGCCAGACAAGCCUGGAGCAGUUGGGCGGUAUAGCCUUGUGCGUGCUGUACUGUUGCACCUGUACCUGUCAACUGGAGCUUAUUCAUAUUGAAG
Molecule: messenger RNA, 629 nt
Organism: Durusdinium trenchii
Lineage: Eukaryota; Dinophyceae; Suessiales; Symbiodiniaceae
Source: the annotation of a GenBank genome assembly